GGAUAAGUGUGCGGUGUGAUUUUUUUCUAUCUGCAUUCAAAAUCAAAACUUGUUUCCCCUCUUAAUUAUACCGGCUGUGAUUUUGGGCUUAAAGAUGGGUUGAGGGUCGACGGCUAGACAGUUUAUAGUCAACCAUAGAUAGGCCAUCAUGUCUCGUAGAUUAAGCGCAGUGACUCUUUGUGAUGCUCCUAUUGCACCUGGCGGCAUCGGCGCCCCCAACACAAGUGCCGCAAAUUCGCAUUCCCGGCUUCCAGCUCGAGCCCCUCGAUAGCACAUACUACCUCAGAUACCACUAAUUGGUCGAUAAUUGAUGUUGACUGAUCCAUCUCAUCCAUUUUUCCUGGCUUCCAGCAUCCAGCACCCGGAAGGCACUAUCCGCCAGGACUGCAAGUCCAGGGUGUGAUUAAUCAGCCAUUCCAAGAGCAGGGCACUUCGCUGGUGGUCACCUACCAGGCAGGUGCCAAUGGUUACGUGGCCAAAUAUACUUAUGGCAAGGGCCCGCCCACACCGCCGACCCAGCUGCCACAAUUCCUCAGUCCCAAUGCCUUGAAAUCAACAGCUGGCUAGCGCCUACUUAAAAAUAAAACCCUCCAGAAACCAAUUUGUCUAUAGGUUUGUUAAAAGAAUUAACAAGUGUUCUCUUUUCAAAACAAAACAUUUAUAAUAGGCCUCCAAUUCUGAUCUCUGGCCGUUUUAUAGUAUUAGUGUCUGGCCUUUGUUCAGGUUUAGUUAGCACGUUCAAGCCAGUUUUUGUUAAAAAAUAUGAAAUCCUAAGCGUGGGCUUAACAGUUUCAAGCCACCAGCCACGGGCGAAGCAUCAUCACCGACAUGUCUGCUACGCUGUUUAGUUCGCUGCUAGUAAUUCUAGUUUUUCUGAAUGGGGCAAUCGCGGCGCCUCGGCCUGCUCCCCUGCUUGUGCCGCGCAUCGACUCCGAAGAUUUCCAACUCGAGCCGGAGGAUAACAAGUACACUUUGAGGAUAUAUUAUCCGGAUGGGACGACUCGUGAGGAGACCGUGGAGGAGAUUGCUCCGGGAGUGUUUCAGGUCAAGGGCUCUUUGAGUCAGACGUUUCCAGAUCAGGGCCUCGUCUUAGAGGUCUUCUAUGAGGCUGGACCCAAUGGCUAUGUGGCCAAGUACAAAUACGGGACGACCACGACUCCUACAUUGGGGCUUCCUCCCAGUGUUCUGAAAUCAACUGCCGGAUAAAAACCAAACUCAAGAAUAAUUUGAAAUAAAAGUGCUAAGCAAAAGCCAACUGAAAAUAACUUUAGAUUGUUCUGCGUUACUCUUGCAUUUUUCACUGAGAAUUGACAAUGGCUCUAAAACUUUAGUCAUAGUAGAAGCUUCUAAAACUGCUUGUUAAUGGUUCUCAAACUGCUGUAACAGCUGCUGAACGGUCUCUCAUUCUGUUAGGCUCUCUAAAAGCUCUUCUCUCGCUCUAUUUCCCCUACCUACUAUUUCUGCUCCCCCCUCAAACUGUAAACGAUACAUUUGGCAUUGAAAUUGUCGCGUGAUCGAUUCAUAAGCAUGUACAUACCUUUUACACACCACCCCCUGUAACGUGCAACCACGAUGUAGGCGAGAUGGUCCUCUCAGCUUGGAGCGGUACGCUGUCAAUUUUCCGGCUACUGGCUCGUCGGCCACGAGUGUGGUGUUCUUAUGUAUUUUGCUCCUAAGCUGAGGCCUACCCUAUUAU
Molecule: messenger RNA, 1696 nt
Organism: Drosophila miranda
Lineage: Eukaryota; Metazoa; Arthropoda; Insecta; Diptera; Drosophilidae
Exons: 4
Coding region: 829-1206 (125 amino acids)
Source: RefSeq, a predicted model, not a curated record